AUAAAUUUGAAAGGAAUCAUGGUACAAAUAUUUAUAGUAAUUCAUUUAAGAUUAGAUUCAUUUUGUUAUAGAAUAGACAAGGGAAGACAAGAUUGUCAAAAUGGUAUGUGUAUUAUGACGAUGCUGAGAAAGUGAAAUUAUAGAAUGAAGUUCAUCGAUUAAUAGUUUGUAGAGAUACAAAACAUACUAAUUUUUUGGAAGUACUUAGUAUAUGAUUGUAAAUAGUUUAGGAAUUACAAAAUUAUCUAUAAAAGAUAUGCAGGAUUGUUUUUUGCUUUAUGUGUAGAUGUGAGUGACAAUGAAUUGACAAUGCUAGAAUUGAUACAUUUAUAUGUAGAAGUAUUAGACAAAUAUUUUGGAAAUGUUUGCGAAUUGGAUAUNAAUUAAUAUUAACAAAAAAAGAAUUUGAUCCUAAUUAAUGGAGUCUAAGAAAUUUUGAAAUGGGUAGAUAUUUAGGAAAUGGUAAAUUUGGUCAUGUUUAUUUAGCGAGGUAAAUGAUAAUUUUAUAUCAUAAUAGGGAGCGUGAAAGUAAAUUUAUUUUAGCUUUGAAAGUAAUAAGCAAAAGAUAAUUAAAUCUCUGUUAAUUAACAGGAUCUCUGACUAGAGAAGUUGAAAUACUGACACAUCUUAAACAUCCUAAUAUUAUUAAUUUUUAUGGUUUUUUUUAAACAGAAAAACGUGUAUAUU
Messenger RNA from Paramecium sonneborni, 687 nucleotides. NCBI's taxonomy places the organism in Eukaryota, Ciliophora, Oligohymenophorea, Peniculida, Parameciidae. The record is from the annotation of a GenBank genome assembly.